Molecule: messenger RNA, 1687 nt
Organism: Capsella rubella
Lineage: Eukaryota; Viridiplantae; Streptophyta; Magnoliopsida; Brassicales; Brassicaceae
Product: putative F-box/kelch-repeat protein At3g17570
Exons: 2
Coding region: 308-1477 (389 amino acids)
Molecular function (GO): protein binding
Source: RefSeq, a predicted model, not a curated record
GAUGAGAUUUUUAUAUGCUAGUUGGGUUCGAUUUGUGUUCAAUUUUAGCUACUGUUUUGAUUUCCUCUAUUGGUGGUGAUAAUGAGUUCGAAUCGUUGUCUCUCUGCUUGGUGCUUCAUGGAUAUUGAAAAAAAUUUAGAAGUGAGGAAUAUGAGCAUGAACGAUGAUGAACUUGGGACUAUGGAAACCUAAAUAUUUCUCAGCUUCUUAUGAUGGAAGACGAAAUUUUUAUUUCUUUAGAGAGGAUCAUUUGAAAGCUUAGUAGCAGUAAUUGUGCCUAGGUCAGAAAUCAAAAGACAAACAAACAAUGAUGAUUUCAGAGCUUCCACGAGAUUUGGAAGCAGAAAUACUCUCAUGGGUUCCGGCUAGAUAUCUACAAAAACUGAAACCUACUUGCAAGCGGUGGUACACUUUGUUCAAAGACCCAGGAUUCCUUAAGAAGAACUUGGCAAGAUUAGAAAGAGAGUUGCUGUCUCUGAUGAAUUACAAACUUUGUUCAAUUAGUGUCAAUCUCCCUGGCAUCCACAACAGUGUUGAUCCAUUCGUUGACUUCUCAGGUAUACUUAACAGUAAGAAGGAUCCAGAAGAUGUCAAAAUAUUUGAUAUCUCUCAGUGCAACGGUGUAUUACUGUGCACCACUAAGGACAUGAGACUUAUUGUUUGGAACCCGUCAACCGGUCAAAUGAGGUGGAUCCCAUGCAGAUCCAGCAGUCCGUACUCACUGGUCCAUAAGUAUGCGUUAGGAUACGAAAACAACAAUGAAUCUUGCUAUAGCUACAGGAUCUUGAGGUAUCAUCAGUCGUAUGGAAACUUAGGGGAUGAGUUUGGAAUCUAUGAGUUUAAUUCUGAUUCAUGGAGGAGUUUUUAUGACUUCUCACCUAAUUGUUCCUUACAAUCUAAGGGCGUGACAUUGAAGGGAAAUACUUACUGGUUUGCUUCAGAUGUACAAGACCCCUUUGUUAAUUUCGUACUCAGGUUUGAUUUCACAACCAAAAGAUUUGGACGCCUCUCUCUUCCUUUUCAGAGUGAUGAUGUUGAUGGUGUUGUGGAGACUGUGGUUCUAUCAGUUGUUAGGGAAGAGAAACUUGCGUUGUUAUAUGAGAGGUUUGAUGAUGAUACAGAUGGAUCAGAGAUGAAGAUAUGGGUCACCAAUACAAAAAUUGAGGAAGCCAAAGACUUGUCGUGGAGCGAUUUCUUGGUAGUGGAUUUCAGUAAAUUAAUGAUAACAGGGAUGACAAAUGUGAGGAGUUUUUUGGUGGAUGAGGAGAAAAAAAUGGUCAUGUUUUGUGAUACAGACACCAAUGAUCAAUACAUGACAAGAGUUUUCAUUGUCGGAGAGGAUAUAUACCAAGAAGUUUAUAACGAGACUGCUAUAGGGGAAUCAUUUUGCUAUUGGCCACGUCUCAUCAGUUAUGCUCCAAGUCUGGUUCAAAUUCAGCAAGGUCAAGUGAAUCCCGGAUGUAAAAGAAAAAGGUGAUUAGAUCACUAGGGUUCAUUUGUCUCUGUUUAGUUAAGUAACUGUAUGUAGUAGCUGAACCUUCCUUUGUUUAUCUUUUUAGUCCUCUUUUGCUUUUGAAACACUAGGUUUUGGUGAUCUUUACUCAAAUCCAUUGUCUAUGAGAGGUUGGUUUAGUCACUAACUCACUAUAACAUCAAAAGAUCAAUCCUGGUAUGGUUUUUCAUAGAA